Penicillium nucicola is the source of this 1554-nucleotide messenger RNA. RefSeq names its product putative MFS transporter. Gene Ontology annotation, biological process: transmembrane transport. Gene Ontology annotation, cellular component: membrane. Gene Ontology annotation, molecular function: transmembrane transporter activity. Bases 1 to 1554 code for a protein of 517 amino acids. The transcript has 6 exons. The record is from RefSeq and is a predicted model, not a curated record. NCBI's taxonomy places the organism in Eukaryota, Fungi, Ascomycota, Eurotiomycetes, Eurotiales, Aspergillaceae.
AUGUCAACAACAAAGCCAACAGAGGAGCAACAUGAGUUCCAGGUGAAACCUGACAGUAAAUGUCAUGAGCUGGAACAAAAUGCUUUGUAUCAGAUAUAUGCGUCCAAGAGUCCGGAAUGGCAUCAGACUAUGACCCGGCGUCUGCUUCGCAAAGUUGACUUCCAUCUCUUGCCCUUUCUUAUCUUGAUGUAUCUUUUGAACUUCUUGGACCGAAACAACUUAUCGCAAGCUCGUCUAGGCUCAUUGGAAGCAGACCUAGGUAUGCACGGUACCGAUUACAACCUCGCAACAAGCAUCUUGUUUGUUGGGUAUCUUUUGAUGCAGUUGCCUUCCAACUUGCUGCUGACUCGAGUUCGACCCUCUUUGUUUUUGGGAAUUGCAAUGGCCAUUUGGGGUGUGAUCUCAGCUUGUCAGGCAGCCAUUCAGUCAUUUUCAGGCCUGAUUGUCACGCGAUUCUUCCUUGGAUUUGUCGAGGCGCCUUUCUUUCCCGGUGCUGUCAUGCUGAUGUCGAGUUGGUAUACCCGCCAGGAGCUGAGCCACCGUAUUGCGUGGUUCUACUCAGGAAGCUCAUUGGCAAAUGCAUUCGGCGGUCUCAUCGGAGCGGGCGUCCUGGGUCAUCUUGAUGGUGCGCAUGGAAUUGCCGGAUGGAGAUGGCUUUUCAUCAUCGAGGGUUCUAUCACGAUUGGAAUAUCUCUUUUGGCGGCGUGGGUAUUGUUUGAGUUGAUCUCCUUGCUCGCUGAACUGACUCCCUAUAGUAUCUUUCUCCCAAACUAUCCCGCUUCUACAUCCUGGUUGGACGACGAAGAACAGGCCUAUGCCCAAUGGCGUCUAAUGCAUGACGCCGGUGAGGCUGACGAAGUUGGCACUACCAGCAUCAAAGAGACUUUGGCUUUGGUCUUUGCCGACAAGCGCAUCUACCUCUUUAUUCUACUGCAACAUACCUCGCUUCUGUCGCAGAAUUUCCAAUACUUCUUCCCGACCAUUGUGCAGACACUUGGAUACGGCAACAUCGAGACUCUUCUGAUCACUGCGCCCGUAUGGAUUGCCACAUUCCUAGUUUCACUGCUCGUGACAUGGACAUCCGGGAAAACAAACGACCGCAGUCUGCACAUUGUCGCCUUGAUGAUCGUGAGUGGAGUGGGUGGUAUCAUCAUCACUGCGAGUGAUAAUGUUGGAGCUAAGUUCUUCGCCAUGUUCCUUAUGCCCAUGGGGGCCGUCUCGGCAUAUCAAAUCAUCAUUGCUUGGGUGGCUAAUUCCUUCCCUCGGCCGCUGGUUAAACGCUCAGCUGCCAUCGCUGUUGCAAAUAUGAUUGGAAAUACAGCUUCGAUUUAUGGCAGCUAUAUGUGGCCUUCAUCUUCGGGGCCUAGAUACAUUCCGGGGGGCAGUGCCACCGCUGCGAUAGCGUUCUUUGUUGUCUUGGUGGCCCUUGUCAUUCGCUUCAUCCAUAUACACAUGAACAAGCGAUUGGAGGAGACAGGUGUAUCGCGAGAUGUUUCUUCCUCGAAUACGACCGAUCUAGAAAUGCGUGCUGGUGGAUUCCGGUAUAUCUUAUGA